GGGAUGGGGAGCGCCAGGGGCUGGCUUCAGCGAGUUCAAGAGGGGGACAAAAGCUCGGCUGCCAUACAGAAACCUAGGUUUGAGUGCGAGCCUGCCAAGGCGGCCAGCAGCAAGAGGAGAAGGGGGGUCUGCUGUGGUCGGCACGGAGACCAUAGCUGGAAGCCAAACGCAGGCUGUUGGCGAGAAGCACUAGCUCCCUCCGCCAGCCCACUCGCUGCGGGGAGGGGUUUCUCACGCCCCCUGCUCCUGGGUGACUGCACCGGAGGUCGGAAGGAAGCGGAGCGAGGGAUGAGUCAUCCCGCCUAAUUCCUCCUUCCGGGUCCCCUCGCCAACGCACGCCAGCCCCCUCCUGAGAUCAUGCAGCAGGGAAUGAAGACUCGGUUCAUCCUCAGGAGUCCUCCACGAAACCCCCUGUGGCCUGCGGAGGAGAGGAGAAGGACGGGGCUUGUGACCAAUGAGAGCUUUGCUCUGCCGCCCGUCGUCCAAUAGGCAGUAGUUUACAGGUCGGGGCGGGACUUAGGAGGGCAGGAGGGGGCGGUUUGGGGCUGGCGCGCGGCGCCGCGUUUCUAUAGCUCACCGAGUGCCUGGUAGGGAGUCCGCGCCUAGGCGACGCGGGAAGGCGCCGCUGCCGCCGCUGCCGCCGCUGCUGGCCAAGGUGCUGGACACGACAGGCCAGUCGGCCACCUCGCCAGCUCAGUCGCCCGUUGCAGCCGCCGCUGCCUCGCUUCCCGCCGGGUCCCCAUGGAAGAGAUGGAAGAAGAGUUAAAAUGCCCCGUGUGCGGGUCCUUCUACCGGGAGCCUAUCAUCCUGCCCUGCUCUCACAAUAUUUGUCAGGCGUGUGCCCGCAACAUCUUGGUGCAAACCCCAGAGUCUGAGUCUCCCCAGAGCCGUAGGGCCUCGGGCUCCGGGGUCUCUGACUAUGACUACCUGGACUUGGACAAGAUGAGCCUGUACAGCGAGGCGGACAGCGGCUAUGGCUCCUACGGGGGUUUCGCCAGCGCCCCUACGACCCCGUGCCAGAAGUCUCCCAACGGCGUCCGCGUGUUCCCCCCGGCUAUGCCGCCACCGGCCACCCACCUGUCACCGGCCUUGGUCCCAGUGCCCCGCAACUCCUGUAUCACCUGUCCCCAGUGCCACCGCAGCCUCAUCCUGGAUGACCGGGGGCUCCGCGGCUUCCCCAAGAACCGCGUCCUGGAAGGGGUAAUAGACCGCUACCAGCAGAGCAAAGCCGCGGCCCUCAAGUGCCAGCUCUGCGAGAAGGCGCCCAAGGAGGCUACUGUCAUGUGCGAACAGUGUGAUGUCUUCUACUGCGAUCCGUGCCGCCUGCGCUGCCAUCCGCCCCGGGGGCCCCUAGCCAAGCACCGCCUGGUGCCCCCGGCCCAGGGCCGCGUGAGCCGGCGGCUGAGCCCGCGCAAGGUCUCCACCUGCACAGACCACGAGCUGGAGAACCACAGCAUGUACUGCGUGCAGUGCAAGAUGCCCGUGUGUUACCAGUGCUUGGAGGAGGGCAAACACUCCAGCCACGAAGUCAAGGCUCUGGGGGCCAUGUGGAAAUUGCACAAGAGCCAGCUCUCCCAGGCACUGAACGGGUUGUCAGACAGGGCCAAAGAAGCCAAGGAGUUUCUGGUGCAGCUGCGCAACAUGGUCCAGCAGAUCCAGGAGAACAGUGUAGAGUUUGAGGCCUGCCUGGUGGCCCAGUGCGACGCCCUCAUCGACGCCCUCAACAGAAGGAAAGCCCAGCUUCUUGCACGUGUCAACAAGGAGCAUGAGCACAAGCUAAAGGUGGUUCGAGAUCAAAUCUCUCACUGCACAGUGAAAUUGCGCCAGACCACGGGUCUCAUGGAAUACUGCCUGGAGGUGAUUAAGGAAAAUGAUCCUAGUGGCUUUUUGCAGAUUUCUGACGCCCUCAUAAGGAGAGUGCACCUGACUGAGGAUCAGUGGGGGAAGGGCACACUCACUCCCAGGAUGACCACGGACUUCGACUUGAGUCUGGACAACAGCCCUCUGCUGCAAUCCAUUCACCAGCUCGACUUUGUGCAGAUGAAAGCUUCCUCUCCAGUCCCAGCAACCCCCAUCCUACAGCUGGAGGAGUGUUGCACCCACAACAACAGCGCUACGCUGUCCUGGAAACAGCCACCUCUGUCCACCGUGCCCGCUGAAGGAUACAUUCUGGAGCUGGAUGAUGGCAAUGGUGGUCAGUUCCGGGAAGUAUAUGUUGGAAAGGAGACAAUGUGCACCGUGGAUGGUCUUCACUUCAACAGCACGUACAACGCGCGUGUCAAGGCCUUCAACAAAACAGGAGUCAGCCAGUACAGCAAGACCCUGGUCCUCCAAACGUCCGAGGUGGCCUGGUUUGCUUUUGACCCUGGCUCGGCACACUCUGACAUCAUCUUCUCCAAUGACAACCUGACUGUGACCUGCAGUAGCUAUGAUGACCGGGUGGUGCUGGGGAAGACCGGCUUCUCCAAGGGUGUCCACUACUGGGAAUUAACUGUGGAUCGCUAUGACAACCACCCCGACCCUGCUUUUGGCGUGGCUCGCAUGGAUGUGAUGAAGGAUGUGAUGUUAGGAAAGGACGACAAAGCUUGGGCAAUGUACGUGGACAAUAACCGGAGCUGGUUCAUGCACAACAACUCGCACACCAACAGAACUGAGGGAGGGAUCACAAAAGGGGCCACAAUAGGGGUCCUCCUCGACUUAAAUAGAAAAACUUUGACAUUUUUUAUCAACGAUGAGCAGCAAGGGCCCAUAGCGUUCGAAAAUGUGGAGGGCCUGUUCUUCCCGGCAGUCAGCCUGAACAGGAAUGUGCAGGUCACACUUCACACCGGGCUCCCAGUCCCUGACUUCUACUCCAGCAGAGCAUCAAUUGCCUAAGGACAUGCGGUGGAGGCGCCAGCUGCCUAGUCUGACCUCCACCUGAAGAGCAACAGCAAGGAGCUCAGCCAGAGAGUGGAGAGACACCAGAGAGCUGGAAGGAGAGGAAGAAGGAGGAGAGAAAAGCUGGUCCUCUACAGUCUUUACACUCCACAGCUCCACUCCUUUUUCGUCCAACCUCUCUACUGCUGUAAUGCCUGCGUUUGCUUCCAAGUUCAGCAAUUCCAACCAACAGAAGACCUAGACAGCCCACCAUGCCACUAUUUCCACUCCCAGAUUUUACUUAUAUUUAACUUAAUUUUUUAUGUGGGUGAAUUAUAUUUUGUUCUUUUCUGAUCAUGUUAUUGGUGACUUACUGAAAUGGCACUGUCAAGAGGAAAUUCUCCUGAUAGCUUUUUUCUUGAGCUUCCUGUCAAAGAGGUUGUAGGGAGAGGAAGGAAAGAAUGAGCUGAAUUUGGAGCUUGCAGUUUACCUCCUAGAAUGUUCUUGCCCUGUUUCCUCCCAUGCAGUGUUAAUAACUCUGCAUAACUAAUCUUUGGGAGGCAGGCAGAGUGAAUGUAGCAUUGAAAAGUUUUAACUAUCCAUCAAAGCACAAAAGUAUCAGCUAUACAGCUACCCCAAAAGUUCACAGUGGGUAGGAUCAUUAGGGCGGACCAGGAACUCUGGUCACUCAGUGAAACUGGAAAAUCUCUAGACAUAGGCAGACCAGGGGACUUAACAAUUUGGUUCACUUACUUAAUCCAAGUUUUUAACUAAGAGCCUACUAUGGAGCAGGCACUGUUCUAGAUACUGGAGAAACAGCGGUGAAUACACAGGUGUGGUUUCCGCCCUCCUGGAGCUUAUAUUCUGGGAGAACAAACAAAAAUAAAAUAAUUACAAAUUGUUGUAACUAGAAAGGAAAUAAACACGGGGCAAAGAGGCUCAUUGGCAAGAUCUUUUAAAUCUCGUAGAAUGAUGCUAAAAAUCCACAUAUUCUGGCCAUAGCACCAGAAACAUACCAACUCGAUGCCUUUUCAACCGUGCUGUUUUAAUUCUGGUAACUGCUUCCAUCCAUCACAGAGCCCUUCUUUGGUAGAAAUGAUGUCAGCAUUCUUAUUUGUUAAUGCUGCCAUGAUACUAAGCCUUAAAAAUAAAUGUGAAAAAAAAGAUAGUGGCCAGAAGGAAGAGGACCCAUCGUCAGUAACGGGAGAUCUUAAGUUGCAGUCCACAGCAUUCACAUUCUCAGGAUAAACACACCUGUCUCCAUGUAUACUCUCUGUGCCUGUUACAAAUGAGAAAUCCAUCUACUCAGCUGCCAUUUACAAACUAACCUUCUGGAGCACUUCAAAUAAUGUUGGGGGCGGAAAUGGAACUGUAUGUCAUUGCUAAGACUGAGAAGAGAAUAAUAAUGUUUAUUACUUCUCUAUAGAGAUAGACUUACAUGAGUUACCCUUCAGUUUCUUUAGUUUGACAUGAAAUUUUAGAAAAUGUAGUGUCUGAAAAGAAGUUCUGGUUAUCUAAGUAUUUGCCAGCGAGUCAAGAAAUUCACUAGGAAAAAAAAACCAAGAAUUACAAAUAGAAGGGAAGAUGUAGGAUGGGAAAGCUAACAAAUGAAAGUUUGGGCAAAAAGUGAUAUAUGUAAAUAGCUAAUUAUUUACUUUUGUGCUUACUUGAUUUAGAUUAUUUUCUAGUUACGUGUACCUAAUUUAUUGAAUGGGUGCUAUCCUGUUGAUGUUCAUCUUGGUUUUUCUCGACUGUAGAAGAACUCUGUUGCAGGGCAACACUAGGUUGAUAUUUGAUUUACUCUCCAAUGAGACUCGAUGGCUGGGCUGCUGUAGACUCAUAGUUACUCCUGUUCUUUAUUAAAUUCAUCCUGCUAAUUAGAUUUCUAGUGACUUGUAACAUGUAGUUUACACAGAAUUACAAAUAGAGAUGCUUACAGCUACUGUACUAGAAAAGAAAAUGAUAUUUCUGGUGUGCCAAUAAAUAGUUUUUAUGAGAGAA
Molecule: messenger RNA, 4857 nt
Organism: Pteropus alecto (black flying fox)
Lineage: Eukaryota; Metazoa; Chordata; Mammalia; Chiroptera; Pteropodidae
Gene: TRIM9
Product: tripartite motif containing 9
Exons: 10
Coding region: 742-2874 (710 amino acids)
Molecular function (GO): protein binding; zinc ion binding
Source: RefSeq, a predicted model, not a curated record